AAAGCGGCCAAACAGUUAAAAAAAUAAUCGAGGAAAUAUGUUUUUUUACCCAUUGAAUUCUUAGUACAGUCCAAAUGUGACUCCUGCCCGCGGACUGAAUUUGCUUUACUCACCCAUGGCGACUGGGUAGCGCCCUGCUGGCCCCCUGCUGCUAAUUAGCGCACAGGAUCAUUAGCUUCAUUAGUAUUUCACUGUACAGCCAAUCGUGAAGUAUUUGGAGAGACGCAUUUUAUUCAUUGGAAGCGAUACUCAAGAGUUUAAGGCUCAGUGUAGAUGGAAACAUACUGAUGAAAUUUGCUAACGUGUAAUAUUCAUGUUUGAUUUCUUUUCCUUUAUUGAACAGGCAAAAGCAACAACCAUUAAAGAGGCUUUGGCUAAAUGGGAGGAAAGAACAGGGCAAAAGGCAGGGGAGGCAAAGGAGGUGAAACUGUAUGCCCAAAUACCCCCCAUAGAAAAAAUGGAUGCAUCAUUAUCUACCCUUGUUAACUGCGAGAAGCUAUCACUUUCUACCAACUGCAUUGAGAAAAUUGCAAACCUGAAUGGGCUAAAAUUUCUCCGAAUUCUGUCUUUGGGUAGAAACAACAUAAAGAAUUUAAAUGGAUUGGAAGCUGUUGGAGAAACCUUAGAAGAAUUGUGGAUCUCAUACAAUUUGAUAGAGAAGUUGAAAGGAAUUCAUGUAAUGAAAAAGCUCAAAGUACUCUAUAUGUCCAACAAUUUAGUGAAAGAUUGGGCUGAGUUUUCUAAGCUUGGAGAGCUGCCAUUACUAGAAGAUAUGGUAUUUGUGGGAAACCCUCUAGAAGAAAGGCAUACGGCUGAGGGUAACUGGCUGGAGGAGGCAGUUAAACGUCUCCCAAAACUAAAGAAAUUGGACGGCAAUCCUGUCAUUAAGCAAGAGGAAGAAGAAGGAGACGAGUCCUAGCCCUUCUACCUGAAGUUUUACUUUUAAAUUAUUUAAAUGGCUUCUGCCUUUUAGAUGUAUGAGUUUCUAUCCAGCAUAAUUAUCAGAUAAAGUAUUUUACUGUUAACUUAUGUUAUUUUAUGCCAAGCACAUAUUUAUAUUGCACCUUUUGUUACAGUGUGCUACAUCAUGGUUUGUUGCUGUGCUUACCUAGUGGUAUGUUGCAGUGGGCUGUUCCACUAAUCAUCCUUGCAGUUCUGAACCCAAGGCAAUGGAAAUGAUUUCUGAAAACAAUAGACCAAGGCCUGUUUUGUUUUAAUUUAGAAUUUGUUCCCACACCUUUGGGUACAGAGCAGCAGGACUGACAAGUUUCACUUACUACUACAGAUUACCUUAAAUUCAGGGAAAGUAUUGCUUUUUCACAUUUAAAAGGGUCACUUUACCUUCACUAAGCUAACUGGUGUUUAUGGUAUGUUUUUUAAAUCUGAAUUUGUCUCUUCUUCUGCACUAACAAUGACCCCCCUCAUCCUAAACCUCCCCAAACUCACCAUCCGUUCCUGACACGGCCAGUAUUGAAGCUGUGCCUCUGAAUGAAUUAGGUUGGCAAGGGGGCUGUAGGGAGCACAAGAGAAGAGUAGCACCAGGUCGCUAAAUGUAGGCUUUGUCACACCUGCUAAAUCUACGAGUGUCACUGUCCCUAGAAGUCAUGUUUAUAGUAGAGCAGGUGCCCACUGUACAAAUGACAGAGGAUGCAUAUUUAGCAGUAGAACGGUUCAAAGCAACGAAUAUCUGGAAAGUACAUCCCUAUGUGCUGCAGUACCUCUAAUUAAUUGGUUGACUUCAAGCUUCUAUAUUUUAGCAACUGUAAAUAUAUUGUGUUACAGCCUAUCAUUUAUCUCAUCUUUCCAAAGGCGCAUGUAGCUAAAACUUCUAAAUGUUUUUUUUGUUUUUUAAUAAAGGCAAUGAAAUGAUUGAA
This is a messenger RNA of Xenopus tropicalis (tropical clawed frog), 1874 nucleotides long. It is a transcript of the gene dnal1, whose product is annotated as dynein, axonemal, light chain 1. Gene Ontology annotation, cellular component: axoneme. Bases 314 to 919 code for a protein of 201 amino acids. The record is from RefSeq and is a predicted model, not a curated record. The transcript is spliced from 7 exons. Lineage: Eukaryota; Metazoa; Chordata; Amphibia; Anura; Pipidae.